AUGGGCCCCUGUACCGACUCCUCAUGCUGCUGCCAGGCCCGUAAUCUGUCAUGGGCCCCUGUACCCCGCCUCCUCAUGCUGCUGCCAGGCCCGUAAUCUGCCAUGGGCCCCCGUACCGCCUCCUCAUGCUGCUGCCAGGUCCAGAGUGUGUCAUGGGUCCCUGUACGGCCUCCCAUUGCUGCUGUCUCCAUCGCCACACUCUGCCAUGUGCCACUUUCAGGUCUCCUCACACUGCUGGUGGGUUCCAUUUUGUCAUAGGGUGCUGUAUGGCCUCCCAUUGCUGCUGCCUCCACCGCCACACUGUGGUUCCACACUCUGGUUUUGGCCCCGUGACUGCCCAAAUGAGUGAAGUGUGCGGUGAUUCUAAGAUCGACGGCACUCAUCUGCAUGUCAUACUGACUGACAGUAUUAUUUCUCUUCCCCAGCAGACUCCAAGGGCAUUUAAAUUAAAGGUACAGUGUUCUGCACUAAUAUAA
Messenger RNA from Staurois parvus, 476 nucleotides. NCBI's taxonomy places the organism in Eukaryota, Metazoa, Chordata, Amphibia, Anura, Ranidae. The record is from the annotation of a GenBank genome assembly.